AGUAGAUUUGAAAACAAUUUUCCUUAUUGUAAUAAAAUAAUUAUUACACGCUAAUAAAAAAUAAAUGUAAAUAAUAAAUAAAUAAGAUAUAUUAUUUAUAUAUUUCAAUAUAUUUCUUUAUUUAUUGUAAAGUUAUUCUCAUAUAAUUUCAGAUACAACGGCGGUAAUCGAUUUCAAUAUAAAUUAGAAUGCGAAUGAACAUCUUUUGUGUUUAACUAUAUAUUAAAUGUGAUGUGUUGAGUAAAGUGGUUUUAAAACAUAGUAACGUAGAGCGGGCCAGCGAAUUCCGUCCCUAUAGCCGUCCUCAUAGCCAGAACGACAAAUUGAAACUAUAAAAAAACUAUAUAAAACUCAGUUUUCAUAAAUAAAAACUGUUAGCAAAUAAUAUUAAAUACACUAAUUGAAAUAUUUAUGCCAUUAAUUUUUUAUACGUCAUAACAACAAGUGGUCGUGUUUACAGAAGGAAAAUGAAUCGUUUUCUAAAAGUAUUUAAUAAAGGAAAAUGUCAUAUCAUUGGAAUGAUACACGUUGAUGCCUUGCCUGGUACCCCUAAGUACGCCGGCAAUUGGAAUAAAAUUCUCGAAAAAACACAAUAUGAAGCAAACGUUUAUAAUAAAUAUAAAUUGGAUGCUGUUUUAAUUGAAAAUAUGCACGAUGUGCCCUACGUGCAAGCGACGCACUUCACACCGGAAACAGUGGCCUGCAUGACACAUAUUGGCAGCGCAGUGAAACAAGUUUUGUCAAGUAGCACUCCACUGGGUAUGCAGAUUCUCGCAUGUGGCAAUAGAGAAGCUUUAGCAGUAGCCAAAGCAAUAGGUCUACAAUUUAUACGAGCUGAGGGUUUUGUAUUUGGUCAUGUUGCAGAUGAAGGUUACACAGAUGCAUGUGCAGGGCAAUUACUACGCUAUCGUCGUCAAAUUGAUGCUGACAAUGUGCUUAUAUUAACCGAUUUGAAAAAGAAGCAUAGCGCACAUGCCAUAACGCAAGACGUUAGCCUUUUAGAAACUGCGAAGGCAGCGGAAUUUUUCUUAACCGAUGGUGUCAUCAUAACAGGAAACUCUACUGGUCACGCAGCUAGUCCGGAGGAUUUAAACAAUUUAACAGGUAAAAUAAAAUCUCCAAUAUUGAUUGGUUCCGGUGUGACUACCGACAAUUUCCAUGAAUACUACAAUAAGGCUCAGGGUGUCAUCAUAGGUUCACACUUUAAAAUUAAUGGCCAGUGGGAGAAUGAUUUAUGCGAAAAGACAAUCGAUAAAUUCAUGCAGAGAUCAGCAGCACUUAAUGAAACAAAUGCUGCUAUUAGUAUAAGUAAAAAGGCAAAAAACAUUAACUAAAAUAAAAUUAUAAAAAAUAAAAU
Molecule: messenger RNA, 1357 nt
Organism: Teleopsis dalmanni
Lineage: Eukaryota; Metazoa; Arthropoda; Insecta; Diptera; Diopsidae
Exons: 5
Coding region: 468-1334 (288 amino acids)
Source: RefSeq, a predicted model, not a curated record